Mollisia scopiformis is the source of this 2351-nucleotide messenger RNA. RefSeq lists its product as uncharacterized. Gene Ontology annotation, biological process: actin filament polymerization. The annotation marks the transcript as partial. The transcript has 3 exons. The record is from RefSeq and is a predicted model, not a curated record. Gene Ontology annotation, cellular component: actin filament; cytoplasm. Gene Ontology annotation, molecular function: actin binding; microtubule binding. Lineage: Eukaryota; Fungi; Ascomycota; Leotiomycetes; Helotiales; Mollisiaceae.
CGACCAAAAAGCCACGACACUCAACCACCCAACCCCGACUGGAUAACCUGCGACUCGUACCUAAUUGUGAUCAUAGAGAGGAGUCUGGAGUUGCAUUCUCUUGCACUUGCGAGUCUUGCUUCACUUCUUCUGCCUGCCUGCCUGCCUGCCUGCCUGCACUUGCUUGCUCUGUUUGUUUUCUGUUUUCUUCACGACCUUAUGACCCCUCUACGACCCCUUUGAUACCCCUAUCCUCGAUUCCGCCCUCCGAAGUUUUUUGAAGCGCAAUAAUCAUUCGAUUGUACAUAUUGAUUUGGUACACAACGCUGCGGAAGCGAGCUGGUUGGUCUAGCACCACCAUCACCACAACGAUACCUCGACAAUGGAUGGCCCACCACCGCCUCCGCCUCCGCAUGGAGAGAAUCCUAAAUCCUCGGGAUUGCCUCCUGGGAAAUACGAUAUCUUUAUCAUUCCGCCGCAUUCGUCGGGCUCGGGAUUUCUGUACCUGCCUUCGCUCAAACCGAAUGUAAACAGCUUCGCUGCAGGCUUUGCUUCCGCAUUACUGUUGGUUCUGGUGAGCCACGCCUUGGCUCCCGCAAUAAUGGCCUGGUGGAAUAGCAUAAAAGGAGCUGGUGGAGCGGGUAUGAUGAUGUUUGUGGUCGCUAUCGGUGUGGGAGCUUGGUCUGUGGGUCGAAUGUCAACAGAUGGAGGACCAGGACCUGGUGGAGGUGCAAAUCCAGGUUCACAUGGUUGGCAAAGCCCUCCAAGCAGUGGUCCAAGUCCGAAUGGACAUGCGGGUCCACCACCUAACUAUGGAGCUGGUUUUACACCUGGUGCGGGACCUAUGCCUGGGGCUGGGGCGCCUCCUCCGGGUGCUGGUGCGGGCGCAGGACAGCGAUCACAAUGGCACCAACGUUCACCACCUGGCUCAACAAACGCUAGCGGUGGAAAUCCCGGACCAGAUCCAAGUACGCCUGGCGGGGGUACUUCAAGACAGUCAACUUGGGAGAAGGCCAGAGAAGAGACGAAACGAAAGGAAGAGGAACGAAGAGCCAGAGAAGCUGAUGCCAAACGAAAGGCAGAGAUUGAGCGGAAGCUUCGAGAAGCGAGAGAAAAGGAUGCUCGAGAACGAGAAGCCCGGGAAAAGAAGAGGCGUGACGAUGAAGCUGCAGCUGCGGCGGCCAAACGUGCAGAGGAGCUUAGACAGGAGGAAAUUAAGCGAAAAGAGGAAGAAGUUAAGCGUCAAGAAGAAGAAUCUCGAGAGAAACGCCGCCAGGAAGAGGAGGCUCUUGAAAAGAAGCGAAAAGACAUCGAAGCCAUGGAACAAAGACUCAAAGAAGCUCGAGAGAAGGAAACCAGGGAACGAAUCGUCCGCGAGAGUAAAUUGAAGUACGAAGCCGCUAAGGAGAAGACUCGAAGGGAAUUGGAAGAGAAGAGAAAGAAGGAUGAAGCUCUUCGAGAGCAAAUGCGUAAGGAUACCGAAGCUCGGGCUGCAAAGCGAGCAGAGGAAGAAUCCAAGCCUCGGGGAAGCACCGAAGAUGAGACUUACUCAUACCGACCCUACGAUAAACCCAAGAAACCGGUGCAUAAGAAGUCUCUUUCUUCUCUGUACUCGGAAUCUUCGUAUGCUGCCUCGCAGUCUACGUCUCGAACCACCCCUCCUCCCUCACGCCGUGAACCGUAUACGAAUAAAGACCCCUCGAAGAUCGUAAUCAAAGCCGUGUACGCCUACAUGCCGCGAGCCUAUAAAACCCCCUGUUCCCAACUCAUCUCUGGCGUGGGCAACAUCACCGACGGCCUGAUCCUCAGGUGCGAAACAGAAGGCCUCUUCAUCGACGACGACGUCCGUGGAGUCGGCCAGCGAGAAUGGGACGCCAAAGCGUGGGGUCUGAAAUUAAUAGAGGUAUGGUGUCCAUCGUUCCGGCACAGUUCUGCUUCAACCACCACCCCUUCUUCCAGCGCUGCGUCCUCCCCCUUUGCAUCGUCGAAUUUUUCAAGCACUAAACAGAAACAAAACGCAAUUCGUCGUCUCUGGGGCCUCGAUAAGGAAAAACCUGCCAGUGCGGAAGAAACCGACGUCCUUGUCGCCGAAAUGCUCCAUCUUUGCAGUACCAAUUGUCGUUUUCGUCCCCUUCACCAGCAAGAAAACCAUAAAGCUAACAGAAAGGUUGAUUUCCAACAGACGGGCGAGAUGAAGAGCAAGAAGUUACAUAUCUUGAGAGUCACGGUGAGAGACCCGGAUGGCAAGCGGUUCGUGUUUAUCAUUAAUGAGAGCGAGGCGUGGAAGAUCGCGGUGGGGAUCCAGAAGUUGAGGAAGAGUAGUUUGAUUCGGAGUAUGGGGGUGAGUGGCAUGAGUACGGGGGAUUCGAGGA